Messenger RNA from Quercus robur (English oak), 1694 nucleotides. RefSeq names its product protein NRT1/ PTR FAMILY 2.11-like. Gene Ontology annotation, biological process: transmembrane transport. NCBI's taxonomy places the organism in Eukaryota, Viridiplantae, Streptophyta, Magnoliopsida, Fagales, Fagaceae. Gene Ontology annotation, molecular function: transmembrane transporter activity. Gene Ontology annotation, cellular component: plasma membrane. Bases 102 to 1562 code for a protein of 486 amino acids. The transcript has 2 exons. The record is from RefSeq and is a predicted model, not a curated record.
UGGAGAAUAUCCAUUUCCGUAAACUUUUCAUCUAUGACUUUUUCCAUUUGAUACCUUGCAUUUCUAAUCUUUUUUAUUUUCUAUUUUUUGCUUAAAAGGGGAUGCUUGUACUGUGUCUAACUGCAACAAUUGCAAAACUGCAUCCUCCCCACUGUGAAACAAAAGGGAUAAGGAAUUGCCCUAGACCAACACCAUGGCAAAUGGCUUUUCUAUUAAGCAGCCUGGGACUACUUGUUGUAGGGGCUGGUGGCAUUAGACCGUGUAACUUGGCCUUUGGUGCUGAUCAAUUCAAUCCCAACACUGAAUCUGGAAAGAGGGGAAUCAGCAGCUUCUUCAAUUGGUACUACUUCACCUUCACUUUUGCCAUGAUGGUAUCUUUAACAUUCAUUGUAUACGUGCAAUCCAGUGUGAGCUGGGCCUGGGGGUUGGCGAUUCCUACUUUCCUGAUGCUCUUAUCAUGUGUACUCUUCUUUGUUGGUACACGAAUUUAUGUGAUUCUAAAACCCGAGGGCAGUCCUUUGGCAAACAUAGUGCAGGUUAUCGUGGCCGCAGUCAAGAAGAGGCAAUUGAAACUACCAGAGCAACCAUGGCUCUCCCUUUUUAACCAUAUUUCCACAAGUACCAUCAACUCCAAGCUUCCUUACACGGACCAGUUCAGGUUUCUAGAUAAAGCUGCAAUCAGAACCCCUGAAGACCAAGUAAAAUCUGACGGAUCAGCAGCCAAUCCAUGGAGACUUUGCAGUAUGCAGCAAGUGGAACAAGUAAAAUGCGUGAUGAGAGUGAUUCCCAUAUGGGUCUCAGCCAGUGUAUACUGUAUUGUCCUGGUCCAACAACAAACAUACGCAGUAUUCCAAGCCCUCCAAUUUGAUAGACGCCUUGGCAAUACCAAUUUCGACAUCCCUGCUGCCUCCUACACUGUUUUCAACAUGCUUGCCCUCACUAUCUGGAUACCGAUCUAUGACCGUAUCAUAGUCCCAAUACUAAGAAGGUUCACAGGCAAAGAAGGUGGCAUCACAGUCCUGCAAAAGAUGGGUGUUGGCAUGGUUCUUGCUAUAAUCACCAUGCUUAUGUCAACAGUUGUUGAAGAAAGGAGAAGAACAUUGGCUCUCAAUAAACCAGUAGGUAUAGACCCAAGAAGAGGUGCAAUUUCUUCUCUUUCUGGUAUGUGGUUGGUGCCACAGCUAUCACUGGUAGGACUUUCUGAAGCAUUUACCGUCAUUGCUGGAGUUGAAUUCUAUUACAAGCAAUUCCCAGAAAACAUGAGAAGCAUUGGUGGGUCUUUCCUAUUUGUUGGUUUUGCUUUGUCCAAUUAUUUGAGUAGUUUCUUGGCGUCAGUGGUUCACAGGACUACUUCUGGAGCUGCAACUGGGCAAUGGUUGCCUCAAGAUCUUAACAAGGGAAGAUUGGAUUACUUUUAUUACUUGAUUGCUGCAAUAGAGGUAGUAAACUUUGGUUACUUCAUAAUGUGUGCAAAGUGGUACAAGUACAAAGGAAGUGGCACCAGUGUUCAUGAAGUCGACAAGGGGAAAAUGCAGUCCGAAAAAGAAAAACCUCUUGUUUGAAACAUUAUUUGGUUAGAGAUUUCUAAUAUUGUUGUUUAAGUGUUAUGGAAAUACGUGUGGGUUAAAAAAUGUUGUGGAAAUAUGUGUUUCAUUAUUUAAACACUAUAAACUGUUUUUUAACAAUUGUACCAA